CUAUUCAAGUUGUUGUUUGGAAGGACCCCGACUAUUCUCAACGCCUCCUCUCGUACUAAUAAUAUUAUUCCCUCCCCAGCUUCUGCUCUUCCUAGUAUUUCUCACUCUGGAGAUCAUUCAAAAGAUGCCCCAAUCCCACAACAAUCAAAUGAUCAUGGUAUUGCCUCUGCUUCUGAUUCGGUAUUGUCCCUUCCGAGGGGGGAGCACGAGGUGUUCUUGAGUUUCAGAGGUCCAGACACUCGUCAGGUGUUCACCAACACCCUUUUCAUUCUGCUUAAACAUUUGAACGUUCGUACAUUCAUGGACGACGAGAAACUUGAGAAGGGUGAAGAAAUAUGGCCGAGUCUCGUUGCCGGUAUAAGACAGUCCAAAGUUCAUGUAGCGAUAUUGUCGGAGAACUAUGCCGAGAGCAAAUGGUGUCUUAGAGAGCUCGCUGAAUUCGUUGAAUGUCGAAAGCAAGAUAAAGGGCACAUCUUAAUUCCCAUAUUCUAUAUGGUGGACCCGAGAGAUGUGCGACACCAAACGGGGCAUUACCAAAGUGCAUUUCAGCGGCACGAGCAAAUGUUCAGUGCCAAAACUGUACAAGCAUGGAGAGAUACUUUGAAUUUGGUUGGGACUAUAAAAGGAUGGCGUGUUGGAAGCAAAGACAAAGAUGUGAAUGUCCUGUGUACUUUCAACAAAAGUCGAUGCAAACUGUAUGAAGUUGGCGAAAUGAAUGCACAAUUCUCACUUGAACUCUUUUGCAAGCAUGCCUUCAAAAAGAAUUGUCCGUCACAAGAAUAUGAAACUUUAUCACAAGAUAUUGUAUCAAUUGCAGGAGGACUUCCAUUAUUUCUUGAGGUUGUGGGCAGACUUCUGUAUGGACAAGCAAAAGAAAUAUGGGAAGAUAGAUUGGAACAACUACGAAAGGUUUCCGUGAGAGGGGUCUCAGAAAGGUUAAAGAUAAGCUACAAUGCAUUGGAAUAUGAGGCGCAACAGAUUUUUCUGGAUAUUGCUUGCUUCUACGUCAAUAUGAAUAAGGAAAAACCUACUUACAUGUGGAGUGAUCUAAAGCUCUUUCCAAUAACUAAUAUCAAUGUCCUUGUUCAGAGAUCUAUGAUCAAAAUCGGGGAUGACAAUCAAUUUCAAAUACAUGAUCAACUUAGAGAUAUGGGGAGAGCAAUUGUGCACGAGGAAAAUAUCGAAGAACCCUGGAUGAGAAGUAGGAUAUGGGACACUGAAGAAAGUGUGGAUCUAUUACGCAACAAGAAGGGAUCAAAGCAAGUUAAGGCACUCUACGCAGACUUCUCAUUGGAACCUCAGAAACCCCUUGAAGCCGAACAUUUCCUUAAUUUGCCCGAGUUAAGAUAUUUGGAAGCGGAGCGUCUAGACUUUGCGGGAGACUUCAAUAACCUUGUCUCAAAUUUAAGAUGGCUCCGGUUGCAGUCAUGUGUCUGUGAUAGUAGUGAUCAAUUCAACAAUUUCAGGAUGGCCAAUAUGGUUAUUCUUGAUCUUCAAGACUCCAUAUUUGUAGAAGGCGACUUGGGAUGUUGGAGUCAAAUCAAGGUACAUAUACUAUAUAUAUAUAUGGUGAAUACUAUCGUAUCUUGUAUAAAAUCUAAGGUAUGA
Messenger RNA from Linum tenue, 1608 nucleotides. Lineage: Eukaryota; Viridiplantae; Streptophyta; Magnoliopsida; Malpighiales; Linaceae. The record is from the annotation of a GenBank genome assembly.